ACUUCGAUUACGCUCCAAUAUAGAAAAUAUAUGAGAAAACAAAAGAUUUAAACAUUAUAAACUAGAACAAGUAUAUAAAUAUAGCACUAGCAAAUAUUUCAUAGAACACACAUCAUCUUUCAAAUGGCUUCUCUAAACAAUCACAUCAAAAUCCAUGAACAAUGCAAAGUUGCUCCUCAUUCUUCAACCCAAUUAUCUCUUCCUCUCACUUUCUUUGACUUGAUUUGGCUAAGGUUCCAUCCAGUAGAACGCAUCUUCUUCUACACCCUCCCAAAUUCCGAAUCACACCCUUCUUUCUUCUUCCAUAAUCUUGUUCCAAAACUCAAAACCUCACUCUCUUUAACCCUCCAACACUUCCUUCCUUUAGCCGGUAAUAUCGUUUGGCCUUCUGAUUCUCCGAAACCAUUCAUCCAAUUCAAUCCAAACGACGAUGGAGUUUCUUUGCUCUUAGCUCAGUCUGAUGAUGAUAUAGACUUUAAUAAAAUCUUGGAGCACAAUUCACCACAUGAAGCUUCUUUGUCUCGUUCUUUUGUACCAAACUUAGAAUCAACUGAUUCUUUUGCUUCUAUUAUCUCAAUUCAAAUAACUCUUUUCCCCAAAAGUGGUUUUUCUAUUGGAAUAAGCACACACCAUGCUGUUCUUGAUGGAAAAUCUUCAACCAUGUUCGUCAAAGCUUGGGCUUCUAUAAGUAAAUCACUUGAAGAAACAAAAGCACCAACUUUGGAACCUUUUUUAGAACCCUUUUUGGAAAGGGAAGUAAUCAAAGAUCCAAAGGAUCUUGAGAAUGUUUUCAUAAAUACUUGGAACAGAAUCUCAUCACAUUUUGAUAGGAGCAAUGUAAGAAGCAUAAAGAUUAUGUCAAACAUGUUUCAACCAAUCAUUAAGGAUUCCGUUCGAGCCACGUUCGAGCUCACACGCACGGAUUUGGAGAAAUUAAACAAAAGUAUAUUGUCCAAAUGGAACAAUGUUGUAGAAGAAGCACAAGAACAAGAACAAGAACAUCCAAAGAAAUUAUCAAGUUUUGUUCUUACAUGUUCUUAUGUGUCUGUUUGCAUAGCAAAAGCGAUACAACAAUCCGAAAGCGAUAAAAGGCAGAAAUUUUCAUUUGGUUUUCCUGUUGAUUGUAGAGAUAGAUUAGAUCAUCCAAUUCCCGAAAACUAUUUCGGAAAUUGUGUAACUAAUCAUAUAGUUGAUACUGAGCCAGAGGAUUUUACAAAAGAAGAUGGUAUGGUGAUUGUUGCUAAGAAAAUUUAUGAUAAAAUAAAAAAAAUGGAUAAGGGUAGUGUUCUUGAUGGAUUAGAUACAUUGAUGUUUAAAUUAAUGGCUAUGUUUGGGGAAGGAGUUAAAGGAAUGGGAGUUGCUGGUUCAACAAGAUUUGGAGUAUAUGAGAUUGAUUUUGGUUUUGGAAAGCCUGAAAAAGUGGAGAUUACUUCAAUUGAUAGAGGAUUAACAAUUGGAUUAACAGAAAGAAAGGAUUUGAAAGGUGGUGUUGAAGUUGGACUUGUUCUUGAUAAGAAUGUGAUGGAUUUGUUUCAUACCAUUUUUCAUGAAGGCAUAUGUUUUGAUUCAUGAGGCAGCAGCAUGUAUGGAUUAAUGGACUUGUAUCUUUUUUAAUAAGCAAAUAUUUGCAUAGUUAUAAGUUUAACAUUAGUUUGUGUUUGUAUUUCAAUGAUUUAUAUUUCAUUUCUUUUGGCAAGUUCAUUUGCUUAAGAUAUCUCUAAUGAAAUUAUGGAUGAUCUAUAUAACAUAAACUUUUAAUCUAAUAGUAAAUUUUAUAAAAUUUAUAUUCG
Messenger RNA from Trifolium pratense (red clover), 1790 nucleotides. Its product is annotated as phenolic glucoside malonyltransferase 1-like. The record is from RefSeq and is a predicted model, not a curated record. The transcript has a single exon. Lineage: Eukaryota; Viridiplantae; Streptophyta; Magnoliopsida; Fabales; Fabaceae. The coding region runs from base 124 to 1572 and encodes 482 amino acids.